AGGGGCACAAUGACAUGUUAACUUGUUGCUUUCCAGCAUCCAGCUCCUCGUGGCCGGGCGGCUCCUCCACCAUUACUAGGCCCGGCCUAUGUGUGCACAGACAGGAAGCCGCCAUGCAGGGUGAGGAGGUGAGCGGGCUGAGUGACGAGCUGCCGCGGGAGGUCGGCUCGCUCUUCUCGGACACGUACACGGAGGAGAGCCGCUACACGUUCUGCGGCCGGGAGCUGCGCAUCACCCAGCAUUUUGGAGGCACCCUCGGGGUAGCGGCGCCGGUGUGGGACGCGGCGCUGUAUCUGUGCACCUUCCUAGAAGAAGAGAAGCUGAAUGUCAAAGGAAAAAGAGUCAUUGAGCUGGGUGCUGGGACCGGCAUAGUGGGCAUACUGGUGUCAUUACUUGGUGGCCAUGUAACUGUGACAGAUCUUCCACAUGUGCUGCCACAGAUCAGGAAGAAUGUAUCGGCCAAUGUCCCCUUGGAUCACCUUCCUAAUGUCUGUGCAUUGUCAUGGGGAUUUGACCACACACACUUUCCUCAAGACUAUGAUUUUAUCUUUGGAGCAGACAUUGUAUAUUUGAAGGAAACGUACGAUCUUCUGGUCCAGACGUUGCAGCAUCUUUGUGGUCCUCGGACAACCGUGUUUCUGUCUUCGGAAAUGAGAAAGGAGCACGGCACCAUGGACUUUUUCCAGAACAUCCUACCUCAGUAUUUUAAGGUAGAGCUUGUGAAGAGGGACCCAGAAGACAACAACAUAAAUAUCUACAGAGUGACUUGCUUCCAAAACUGAUCUGAAGCGGAGGCAGCCCCUUUAAUGCUUACAUGAACACCGAUGGCCAAUUACAUUCCCUUUUUCUCCUUUUUAUUCCAUUGUGUAUUUUUAUAUACAUAUAUUUUUAAAAUUUCUUCUAUCUUUUUCAUAGUACAGAGAAAUGACCAAAGAGAAAUGCUGCACCUUGUUGUUAAGGGUACGACCACACGGCGAGGUUGUGGCGCGGCUCUAAUUAGACUCCCGAAGACCGGACUGAUAAGUCGGUCUGCAUUGUUAAUGGCUGUGCGGUAUUCAAGGUGCCACGCAGACGGUAACGAUGCAGACCGGCCAAACGGUGCAGUCCUCACUAGUUUAAUCAAGGCCCGUACAGGCGUGCGGGACUGGACCACGGGCAGGCCGCGUCGCAGCCGUGACACCACUUUGCCCUGUGGUUGUACCCCAAUUGUUUCUGAUAAUAAAAUAUACUAGAAAUUUGUAUAACA
Messenger RNA from Bufo gargarizans (Asiatic toad), 1246 nucleotides. It is a transcript of the gene EEF1AKMT3, whose product is annotated as EEF1A lysine methyltransferase 3. Lineage: Eukaryota; Metazoa; Chordata; Amphibia; Anura; Bufonidae. Gene Ontology annotation, molecular function: protein-lysine N-methyltransferase activity. Gene Ontology annotation, cellular component: cytoplasm; cytosol. Gene Ontology annotation, biological process: peptidyl-lysine methylation. The transcript has 3 exons. The record is from RefSeq and is a predicted model, not a curated record. Bases 15 to 782 code for a protein of 255 amino acids.